Molecule: messenger RNA, 10136 nt
Organism: Pseudophryne corroboree (corroboree frog)
Lineage: Eukaryota; Metazoa; Chordata; Amphibia; Anura; Myobatrachidae
Gene: SEC16A
Product: SEC16 homolog A, endoplasmic reticulum export factor
Exons: 32
Coding region: 195-7277 (2360 amino acids)
Biological process (GO): COPII vesicle coat assembly; autophagy; Golgi organization
Cellular component (GO): endoplasmic reticulum exit site; ER to Golgi transport vesicle membrane
Source: RefSeq, a predicted model, not a curated record
CUGGGGACUGGCGGACGUAGGAAUGUACACGUCGGCGAGCCGGAUAUCCAAGAUGGCGGCGCUGCCGAGUUCGGGCUAGUUCCCAGCAGCGGCGGAGACACGAGAGCCGGUGACCUGCGCGGGGCCGCCGGGACUGGAGGAUCCCCUGAAGCUUCCAUAGAUCAUAAGGAGAAUCUGUGUCCGGUUUGCAGCAGAUGGACAGAAACAUGCAGCCGCCUCCUCAGGCCGGGCCUCCAGCCACGGGAGGCCCUCCUCGCAUGCCAAUGACCACUAAUGCAUACUGGCGGAAGAGGACUCCUGCGCAGACGGCUAUGGCGCCCCCUCAAGUGCAACCAGUCACCGACCCGUUUGCGUUUGGCAGAAUGACUCCACAAAAUCUGGCAUCGGGCAGCGCACCAAGGGCUAAUGUUUUGCCAAUGCAAAGUCCGUCCCCUUCUUUGUACCCCCAGCCUACUCCCCCGACAUCAGCUGCUGGAGAGAGCGCCAGCGGGGCCCAGGGGCCGAUGCCAGGAUUUCCAUCCCCGUCUAUGGCCACUUACAGCGGUGUUCCCUCUCUGCCGGCACCAAGUUUUCAUUACACAAACAGCAUGGCUCCCACUCCCGCCAUGCAGCCGGGGGUUGGUCGUCCUGCUGCGUCAUCUCUUCACAACACGACGAGUGGACUAGAAAACGCCUUUAUGCCGCUUCCGGACAGGUCUCAGAGCAGGCAGAGCAUUAAUACGGAGAUGGGUCACAGCUACAUGGCGACUCAGCCGCAGUCCUAUACGCCUCCAUCUUCUCAGCAAACCACUGCACCUUGGGCAACCUCACAGGCCGCACCGCCUACCUCCGCUCAGAGUAUCCCUCCCCCCGCCCAGCACCCAGCGUACAAUGCAUCCCAUUACUCCCUUCCAUAUUUAGAAGUUUCUCACCUUCCCCCCCAAAAUCCUGCCCCAGCCUAUUUUUCGGCCCCACAGAGGCCUGCGCCGGCGGCUUUUCCACAUGGAGCUGGGGCAGGUCACGUGCAGCAGCACGGCCAUUCACAGUUCAGCAACCCCAUCCAAACCGAUUAUAUGCAGCACCAAAGCGUUGAACAGAACAGCUGGUAUAGCCAACCUUACAGAGAACCGCAGUCACUGCCGCCAUUACCCAACCCUAACCCAGUGCAGGCUGGAGCGCCACUUACUCUACCGGGAAACCGGCCGCAAAGCGAGUCUGCUACAGCUCCCAGCCAUGUCUCCAGCGAUGCAGAUUCCGGGACGAUAUCAAUGUUUUUUAAAGGAGAUGAAGCAGAAAAUGUGGAAAUCCUCUCCACAGACCAGCAGCACGGGCCCCGCAGACCAGCCGCUGAUGCAUCGCAUCAUCCCAACGUUGGUCACCAGGGGAGCGCGCUUCCCUUACAGACCCAGCCAGCUGUAGCACAUGCGCAGUCACACCCACCCAUGCCGUUAAAUCCCACUGCACCUAAUACUCAGUCGUUUUUAUCUCAUGAACCUCAUGCGGCAUGGCAAGUGGACGACGCAGACAACCAGCCUGCAGAACUCAAAGUCUUACCAGGACCGCCGUACGACAACGUUGAAAAUGUAGAAUGUGUUCAGAAUCUUGAAGUCCUUCCAAGUGAACCUCAUAAAAACAAUUUAUUUUCUACCAGCGUAAAUCCAGAGGCGUUCAGAUAUGGACCCGUUCCCUGUCCAACUCUCCCCAAGAACGUUGCCAGCCACGCCGAAGGAGGUAACAAUUUGGAGGCACCAGAUGUUUCGCCUCAUCCAGUCAGAUCUGAUAGCGUGUCUUCAAACUACAGUAAUUUAAGUCACAAAAGUCUGCCCGCUGCGGCUAGGCCUCUGGAUCAGGGGGGCACCUUCAUUCAGAAGGAGAGCGGAAGACUCGAAAAUGAAACGGCCAACAGUUUCUUUAAGCAGAUCGAUUGCUCUCCCUUGGGUGGUGAUAAUGCUGCACCAAGUUUGGCACAAAACGCCUACCAAUCGAAUUUGUCUCAUCCACCAACACCAAGUCCACCAAAACCUACCGGGAUUUUCCAGGCAAGUGCAAAUAGUUCCUUUGAGCCUGUUCGCUCACAUAUAGGUGUUAAAUCGGCUGAAUUAGACUAUUCAAAAGUAGUUGGGGAAAUCCCAGAGAACUGUAAGUUGCCACCAAACCCUUCUCACAACACGAUUCCAGCAGCUUCUCCGGGAAAUUUGGAACAACCUCCUGACAAUCUAGAAACUAUAUUUUCGGGUAAAUCUGAUGCGGAGGUUUGUGCUGUAAACAGCGGGCAGAACAUUUCCGCAGUCGGGGGUCCUCCCUUUGACAAUCUUUCAUUACUACUAGACAAACGUCCGUCGUCGAGAGCUCACGGAUCUAAUAAGAAGUGCGAGAGUCCUGCAACUACCUUAUGGGCCCAAGGAGAGUUGCCUAAUUUUGGGGGCAAUGUUCUGUUAGCCCCACCAGCCCCUGUUCUCUAUGUCCCCCCAAAAGCUCAAACCGAAGUUAUACAGCCCCCAGAAGAUGGGAGCCGGUCGGAUCAGGCACAGUUUUCCGUCACUCCUGAGGAGUACAUCUCUUCUGAGAACCUAGAAAACCCACCCAAGAUAGGAGACGAGGAGCACCCGCAUUCCCAGGCAAGUUCUGGUUAUGCCAGCUUGUUGUCUUCACCGCCUACAGACUCUUUGCAAAAUCAACCGGUUUUAAUUGCUCAGCCCAAUAAAAGUUAUAAUUUGGUUCAACCAAUUAAUUUCUCUUUGUCUUUACCCAAUCAAAUGAAGAACAGUAAUUCUGCUAAAGAUCUCUCUGCCGGUGACAAAUCUGCCCCCGCCGGUAGUUUUGCUCCUGACCACAAUGCUUCAUUCUCCGCCAAUCAGCCUGGAGCGCCUCUUAAAGCUCCUAUUUCCUCUAAUCAAAUUAAUAAAUUGCUGCCAGGCAAUGAUCAUUUCUCUGACUCUGUCUCCAAUCAUCCCCAAAAUAUUGUCCUUUCUGCUUCAUUAAAUCAAAUUCCGCUUAAUUUAGCUACCGAAAGUCAAAAAGCUAAGUUUGACGGUCUAGCGAAUGAGUCCGCAAAUAGGGCAGCGGUGUCUGGGCCAAACAUGCCGGUGAGUAACGGAGCUGCAAUGUUUGUUCCGGCAGUCACUAAUAGUAGCGCGGCAGUUAGCCAUGCAAGCAGCCUCUUGGAGAAUUCGGGUGCCCUGGAUUUUACGGUACCCCGCGCACCUGCCAAUCACAGUGCAAAUAGUUGUGCACCCAUCCAGAACAGACCUCAGGCAGGAGGGCCUGUCUAUCCCAAUCACUCAGCAAAUGUCCCAAAUUUCCAGCCAAUGCCUGAUAUUUACAAACAGGGUUUUUACCAGCAGGUCGCUAAUGACGUACGAGCACAGCCUGCAGUAGAAACUUCACAGCCGGGAGCUGCGACUUUCCAUGAGUACAUGACCCCCGUCUCUCAGACCCUACCGACACAGGCCACUGCCGAAGCCAAACCCAUUUCUUACCUUCAGCAAGCAGAAGCUCAGAUGCCGAGCACCCAGCACUCUACCGGGUCUCCUUACAGCGGAACUUCAGAGUCUGGUCCUAAACCUGUACCACCUGAGCAGCCUCCUUACCCUACUCAACCUGCGACAACUUCGUCUGCCCCAGUGAACCCGAACCACUAUGCAGGGUACCCAGAUCCAUCCAGACCUCCCGCUUCCCAAACGCCUCAGCAGGCAGAUCCGUACUAUUACUAUAGAGGUUACGCAACGUACCCCACUGCCUACCAGCAGCCGUAUCCGCCGGCGGAUCCUCGGGCUUCUCAUCUUUACUACCAGGAAGCCUAUGGAGCGUAUGACCCCGCUUACAGGCAAUACAGCAAUUCUGGCUUUGUGAAGUACCCGUACCAAGAACCAGAGAGACCUAGCUCCCGAUCCAGUCACUGCUCCGACCGACCAUCAUCAAGGCAAGGGUACAGCGCUCCAGCCAAUUACUACGCAGAUUAUUAUCAAAGUCAGUACGAUUAUGGAGAUCCCUCAAGGUGGGAUCGUUAUCCGGGAGCUUUUGAUCCUGGGUAUCGGGACCCUCGAAGUAGUUAUUGGAAUUACAUGUAUGGCAGGCAAGAGGACCCCUACCAGCAGAAGGUUCCGUAUGCGUACAACAGCAGGUUGGAUGCGUACGACGACCGCUGGCAGUAUGAUCCCCGUUACGUUAGGGGUUUCGAUGAUGAGAAUGAAGCCCAGAGAGACCUCGCGAAGGAUGACUAUGACCGUCGCAGUGUGCACAGCGAGAAUUCUGCCCGCAGCUUACACAGCGAGCGGAGCUCUCACAGCCGACGGAGCAGCUUCAGUUCCCGCUCUCAGCAGAGCCAGGUCUACAAGAGUGAGCAGGACCUAACUGCAAAUGCGUACGGCAGCCAAUUGCCGAACCCUCCGCUUGGGGAGUUUCCUUACGGCUUGUACCCGAAUGACUACAGCGGCCAGCAGGACACUUACCAGUACGACUACCAGGGAAGCAGUGAGUGGCAGCCGGUGGAUCAAGUUCCCUCCAGGUCGAUGACCCCAGAGAAGUACGGGAGCCCGCAUGUCUGUGCCCACUUUGGCCCUGGCGGGUACCUGAUUAAAGUGCUGCCUUACCUGCCUUCAGAUGGGCAGCCGACGCUGGUUGAGAUCCACAAUAUGGAGAUCAUUAUGCAGAACAGCCCGGAACAGGAGCAGCUGAGAUCUUUCCCUGGUCCCCUGGUCAAGGAUGAGACGCACAAAGUUGAUGUCAUAAAUUUUGCACAAAAUAAAGCCAAAGAGUGUUCCCAGAACGAGAGCUUAAUCGACCAGGAAUCUGCUCGUCUUCUGUGGGAUUUCAUUGUUCUACUGUGCAGGCAGAAUGGGACCGUUGUAGGGACGGACAUCGCCGAGCUGCUUCUCCAGGAUCACAGAACGGUCUGGCUCCCCGGGAAAUCUCCUAACGAAGCCAAUCUGAUCGAUUUCACGAACGAAGCGCAGGAACAGGAGGAGUCGGGGGCCUCUCAGCUCUCGUUCCUGGCAGACAUGUUGCCCAACUCUGGGGUUACUCUGGAGAAGGAGACUGAGCGCUUUAGGGAGCUGCUGCUUUUUGGACGUAAGAAGGAUGCCCUGGAGUCUGCCAUGAAGCACGGGCUGUGGGGCCACGCGCUGCUGCUCGCCAGCAAAAUGGACAGCCGGACGCACGCCCGGGUGAUGACCAGGUUUGCCAACAGUCUCCCGAUUAACGAUCCCCUGCAGACUGUUUAUCAGCUGCUGUCUGGAAGGAUGCCGGCGGCAGCCACGUGUUGCGGAGAUGAGAAGUGGGGCGACUGGAGGCCCCACCUUGCUAUGGUGCUGUCUAAUAUAACAAACAACGUUGACGUACCAGCCAGGACCAUCACCACAAUGGGAGACACGUUGGCUUCCAGGGGGCUCUUGGACGCUGCGCACUUCUGCUAUUUAAUGGCUCAGGCUGGUUUUGGAGUGUACGCCAAGAAAACCACCAAGCUCGUCCUGAUUGGCUCCAACCACAGUUUGCCCUUUGCAAAGUUUGCCACGAACGAGGCCAUCUGGAGGACCGAGGCCUACGAAUAUGCCCAGUCAUUGGGUGCACAGACCAUCUCCCUUCCCAAUAUCCAGGUGUUCAAGUUUAUUUAUGCCUGUCGUCUGGCCGAGCACGGCCUGUCCGCUCAGGCUUUCCACUACUGUGAGGUCAUCUCCAAGACCAUCCUGCGGCAUCCGUCUUACUACUCCCCGGUGCUGAUCAGCCAGCUGUUGGAGGUGGCCUCACACUUGAGAUUCUUCGACCCUCAGCUCAAGGAGAAACCAGAGCAGGAAUUAUUCGUAGAGCCGCCAUGGCUCCUGAGACUCCGCCACUUGGACAUGCAGGUCAAGCAAGGAGCUGUCGUGUACAGCACCGGUAGGACCACUCCGCAGCAGUAUGCCUGCAGCACGCCCAGCUCUGAACAUGACCACGUCAUCCAGUCCGAUGGUAUGAUGGCACCUCACGAAACGCAAGCUAAUACAGACAAUCCACUGCUGGCAAAUAUGAUGCCAGCUGACCAGGGGGUGCAGUUAGCUCUGCCAGGUCCUGAAAACUCGUCCUCUCUCUAUCAGCAUCCUCCCGUUAGCGAGCCAUCAUACUCCGGCACUACUCAGAAUGUUGUACCCUCACCCCCGAUAUCUGGGCCUGCAUUCGUCCCCUAUAGCAGUGAACAGGUGCCCAUUUACACCCCAGCUCUCAUGGAGCCUACGCCCACCCCACCACGGCCUAUGGACUUUGCACCCCAGGAGCAGUGGAACCAGGAGUCAGCCUUACAAAGACCCCCGCAGAAUUCACCCACCAGAACCAUGCUUCACGACACCGGAUUUGACUUCUAUGGAGAAAUGGCGAAAAUGGCUCCUGGGCACAGAUCCCGGACGGUCUCCCAGUCGUCUUCCCACAUGAGAAGGACCCGGACCACCUCCGAGUCUUCCACCCACUCCAUAGAGUCUACCAGGAGAAGCUCUGUGGGGAUGCAGCCCUCGCCACCUCCCCCGGCCAUCCCAGAGAUGGACAAGAAAGAGGCAAAGGUCAACCGCUCAUCCCAAGGGAGCGGUAGAAGUUGGUUUCCCCUGAAAAUUGGGUGGCUGAUGGGAAAAGGAAAGAACGAAGCUCACUUACCCGAUGACAGGAAUAAAUCUAUUGUAUGGGACGAGCACAAACAGCGCUGGAUUAAUCAGGACGAGCCGGAAGGAGAGGAAAACAAGGUCCUACCGCCUCCUCCAUCGGGAAUGCCCAAAAGGCCGCAGACCUUACCUCCUGGCCCAGGCGGAAUGAACGUUCCUCCUAAUCCUUCAGUCAACGUCUUCUCCAUAAAAGCAGGAGGCCCAAGAGGUCGUUAUGUGGAUGUGUUAAACCCUGGUGGCAGCAAGCCUACAAGCUCUGUGCCACCGCCGGCCGAUCUGUUUGCUCCAUUGGCCCCAAUGGCCAUCCCUACAAAUCUCUUUGUUCCUAACUCAGUUCCAGAGCAGGAGCAGCCGUCUGUAGGUUCUGAGGCAGAGAUGGCACAGCCUGCGGACCAGCCCGGCUUUGAUAACGGCGCACAGACCCAGAACCUAAAUGCAGCACCUGGGUCUGAGUUCCCAGCUUCCAACCAGGAGGAUUAUCCGUCUGGAGAGCUUUCUCGAUCUAGCUCUCUGAGUUCCUUAUCGUGUGAAGUAAGCCAGCAUUUUAAUCAGGCACCUGUUCCCGGACCUCCCACGGGAGCUGUUACGUUUUACAACCCUUCUAAUUUUGCACAACCAUCUUCAGCAGCGCGGACUGGGCGCCUCGGCCAGCGGAAAUACCCAUCUUUGAAGUAAAAAUUUGGCCUCCAAAACAUUUCAGAACGUCCGGACGGUGACUGAGAAUUGGAACCGAGAAUCUGCUACUUGUGACUUUUCUUUAUGUCCGAUGCUGAAUUUAGUUACCACCUUUCCUGCGUUGUUUCUGCGGCGAUGUGGUUGGGGCAUUUUGAGGCCCUCCUGACUGGAGCGCUGUGGUGCGGCAUUGCAGGCUGUUUGGGGUUUUUUGUUCCUUUUGGUAAGUUCUAGAACAAUGGACGAUGGAGAGAGCGAACUUUUUCCAUUUUGUGGCCUUUCCCCUCCUUUUUGUAUUAAGUUACACAAACCCAAACUGGGUGGAGAAGCUUUCUACGUAUGGCGUCCGGCGGUAUCCGUAGGCACUAAAUCUCAGAUUGGUGGAUUAAAGGAAAAACAAACAAAUUCUAUAUGGAUAUAUAUUGCUACACAAAUGAGACGGACUGCAAUUUUCUCUAUUUUCUCGGACAUCCCCUCAAGAAAUAAUAUAUUAAGUUAAAACUGUGACUAAUUAUCCCAGAAGAUUUUUAUCCUCCUAGUAUGUAUGUAGUUUGAGUCGUCUUGUAAACUUGAAACAUGUAUAGUCUCUUUAAUCUUUUGUAAAAUAGUUUAAUCUGUUGGGUCUUAAAGGUCGGCCGCAUAGUCCAUUCUUUGCUGCGGGCCCUGACCGCAAAAAUAGACUAUAAAUUUCUUCUUUUUUUUUUUUUUCCUAAUGAUUGUGAUUAUUUUUAAGUGCAAUAUAAUUAACUGCUCUCUCUCAUGCUGUUUGCUGAUUCUAAUUAAAAUACAGAUGGCUGGUAAAAUAGAUAAAAGAAAGAAUCCACUCUUGGAAUCUGUAUCAUCAUUUGUUCUGCCCCACCGGCGUCUGACUAUUGAGAUGGCGAUCGCUGCUUCUACGAGACUUACCUUGCAGGACCACCCUGUGACUGUACAAACUUGAAGAGGAUUUUAAACCUGUUUUAAACAUUAUUUAAAUAAAAUCAUGCAAAUAAGAAGCUUAGAUUGGAAGAGCGUGAAAAGCGGAUUCUGCCCGCAUACUGUGUGAUUGUUGUGGGAACUGUGGCGGCUGGGGUCAGCGGUAUAUUGAGCGUAUAAGAUAGGUUCUUGGGGACGUAUUAUUUUACAGGCUGCAGUGAGUUGCUGUGAUAUAAUGCUCACAUGACACACAGUCAACAUUUUCUUUUUUAUAUAGUUUGGUCACGAAGCCGUCUUUGUUCAAGGUUAAACGGUACGGAAUUGCCGGCUUCCCACGCUAACGUUCUUUGUUCCGUUGAAAGUGGAUUCAGGUUUGCGGUCUUCUGUUGCCUAGAUUUACACGUUCGCAUAGUGUACCUAAAACUACACGGGCCACUUCUGCGUGCUUCCGGAACGCAAAGCUAAGAGAUCGCUCGGGCCACAGAGCAGUGAGAUUUUAUGUAUCUGGACAGGGGGUGGAUAGGAGCUACAGUCACCCACUUACAGGCGAUGCCACAAAACUUUGGGGCACGUACAAUGGUACAGGGUCCUUUUUUGAAAUGUAACUUUUUUCCUCUUGGGACCUAUUAAAGUCAUGUGCUUAUGGUUUGGUGCCCUUGCCUCCAUGUGAUAUAUUGUCAAAUAUUAAAUGUACAAAAAAGAAAUACCUUACAACAGAGUUGCCCCAUUUCUCCAUAAUAUCCACAUUUCACUGUAAGGAUCACUGCGCAAAACUUAGUGUACUGCACGGAGUUUAUGUAAAGAAGAGAAAAUAAACCUACAGAAUUGUUCCCCUGUCCUCCUUUUGCUCUAUAAAGACCCUCCGCGCUCGGCCUGCUUAUGCAAAUCUGAAAUCCACUGACGACUGUUUCACGCAGACUUAGCGGCAGUUAGAAAGUGGAGCAUGGUAUGGUGUCUAUAGCACCACGUAUUUAGCAUGUGGCUUUGUGCGAUACAGAUGUCCUGUAACCUCUAUCUAUGUCUAGAAGUAGAAGCAGAGUAUUUGCACUUAAAAAAUACUUUAUACUCUGAUAAAUCCAAAUUUACCGUCCGGGGUCUCUGUCUGCAGACAGCAUUCUCAUGUCCGCAGGACAACUCUGUUCUUAACCCUUUCCCAAAUAUUUACUGAGCCUUGUGUUCUAUAGGGCAGUGAUACAUGGAUAGGAGACAGACCGUGACUUAAAGACUCUCUAACCCUGUGCCCUCUGCCGGUGUAUAGUAUGAGAUUGAUGUAUUAUAUAAGCUUAGGUAUAAUAUAUCAUUUUUCUAUAGACUCAUAACGCCCUUAUUUUCUGAGAGCCCUCUUGUCAGUCUUAUUUAUGUGUGAUCGUCCUCUUGCUGUAAGAUAGGGUUUCUUUAUUGCAGUCUGAGUGCCACCAAUUACAAAUAAAUGGAUAAACGUCAGUGCAGACGGAACAAUCCGGCAGUGCCAGGUAUCAAGGUUUUUUUUUUUUAAUUGCAUCGGUCAUUCCCUACAUAUCAUUAGUAGGCAGUUGGUGAAUUGCAGGCCGAACCACAUGUCCCAGCAUGCAGUUUCCACGUUUGUAUGAUGAAAGAAUGGCGCACUAAUAUACAGCAGCUAGAGGGAGACGCAGGCCGCACAGUACAACUACCACUGACAUGUUACACAGUGAUGGCCAUUAAAUGCAGCAUCAGGAUUUUGUGUUAUAAAAUCUGCAACCAUAGAAUCAUCCUUCAGUCCGAUGCCUCAAUAUCCGGUAACAGCCCUAUGUUCCCUGACCAGCCGGGAUCUGGCACCUGUAGCGUUUCUGGCCUCUUGUCUGUCUCUUCGUGUAGUUUUUCUGAUACCGUUUAUAGACAAACACCGACUUACGAAGCUGCUAUUUUGCUAAAGAAUGUUUUAUUCUGUAGCUGUACAUUUUGAAUAAAAUAUUUUGCGUCCAUAAA